CAAUACAACUUUUACUUUCAAUUCAUUAUUUUUAAAGCAUCUACAAUUUGUUUCUAACGUGCACAAGGUUAUUGCAAGCUUCGAUUACUGAUUCAAAGUUGUUAAAGGAUCCAUAUCGAGCUUGUUUUUUUGCUUUCGUGGUCGUGUAUCACUAACAAUGGAAAAGAGCAACGAUAACUUGGGUUUUCAUGAAGACACCGAGUUGAGAUUAGGGUUACCAGGAACUAAUGGAUCUAAUAAUAAGAAGAAAAGAUCAUUUUUGGAAACUAAUGAUGAUGAGUCGUCUACUACUUCGUGUGUUGAAGAUUGCCAUGAUGACCACCCAACUCCACCAUCAAAGGUACAAGCAAUUGGAUGGCCUCCGAUCAGAUCUUACAGAAAAAAUAGCCUCCAAAUUACAAAAUCAAAAGAAGAAUCCACAAGGAUGUACGUCAAGGUUAGCAUGGACGGAGCUCCUUACCUAAGAAAGGUUGAUCUAAAACAAUACAAAGAUUACAAGGAACUCUUAAAGGCAUUAGAAGAGUUGUUCACCUUUAAAGCUGGUAAGGAUGAACCAACUUAUGAAGACAAAGAUGGAGAUUGGAUGUUGGUUGGAGAUGUUCCAUGGGAAAUGUUUAUUAAUUCUUGCAAACGGCUUAGGUUAAUGAAAGGAUCUGAAGCAAAUUAAGGUUUGGCUUGCUAGCUUGGUCUAAAAUUUGACAUUAUAUCAUGGUACAAUAUUAAUGUACGGCCUAGUAGCCAGCCUUGUUUUGGAUCUGUGAUUAUCGAACUUACACAAUUGAUCA
Chenopodium quinoa (quinoa) is the source of this 785-nucleotide messenger RNA. RefSeq names its product auxin-induced protein 22D-like. The record is from RefSeq and is a predicted model, not a curated record. Gene Ontology annotation, cellular component: nucleus. NCBI's taxonomy places the organism in Eukaryota, Viridiplantae, Streptophyta, Magnoliopsida, Caryophyllales, Amaranthaceae. Gene Ontology annotation, biological process: regulation of DNA-templated transcription. The transcript has 2 exons. Gene Ontology annotation, molecular function: protein binding. The coding region runs from base 158 to 667 and encodes 169 amino acids.